Melanaphis sacchari is the source of this 1066-nucleotide messenger RNA. Its product is annotated as cAMP-dependent protein kinase inhibitor beta-like. Gene Ontology annotation, cellular component: nucleus; cytoplasm. The transcript is spliced from 3 exons. The record is from RefSeq and is a predicted model, not a curated record. Gene Ontology annotation, molecular function: cAMP-dependent protein kinase inhibitor activity. The coding region runs from base 572 to 961 and encodes 129 amino acids. Gene Ontology annotation, biological process: negative regulation of cAMP-dependent protein kinase activity. NCBI's taxonomy places the organism in Eukaryota, Metazoa, Arthropoda, Insecta, Hemiptera, Aphididae.
CUGCGAAUUGGGAGCGUUUCGGCGACGGCCGCGAUGAUAAUAAAAUAUGUUUUUACAAUAAUUAUAAUGAUAAUAACAACGUAUAUUUUACAAUGCCGACGAGGCUGUUACUCGCUCGUAUAACGACAAUGGUAUUGUAUAAAGUUACAGUAAUGCGCAACGGACGGUCGAGCGGAGGUGCUGCCGCCUCUUUUGUAAAUUGCCGGUUGUCGUACAGUUAUUAAUUAUUAUAGGUAAUCGUUGUCGUCGUUGUCGUCGCAUUUAAUAAUAUUACAACGUUUCGCUUUUUUUUUGUAUACAUAUAAUAUUCUUUGGUUGUUUUUUAUUCUAUUUCCCCUACUACCGUCGAUCGAGUGAUGCGCUCCCGCGCGUGACUCGCCGUCAUUAUCUUUAGGCCCGACCCGCGCGUUGGCCUUUUCACCUCGAGAUUACGUUCAGACGUUGAUUAGGGCUGAGACCAAUAGCGAUACGGUCGUCGUUGGACGGCUGGUGGAGCACACAAUGUGCAACCGACACCUCGCCAUCGUCUGUUGUCUGUCUGCUGACAGUGCUCCUUGAUUGUCGUCAAACGAUGCAAGUGCCUUCGUGUGGCGAUACUAUGACGCCAGAGUCAGCCGACAACGGUCUGUGUGACAAGUCCAUAACGCUCCGCAAGCACCGCAAAAAUGUAUUUAAUAAAUCAGCAUUGAGAAUGGUAGCUGCAGAAAUGACAAGUAAUCAAGAUAAAGAUGUCACUCAAGUGCAAUACAUAGAUAUCAGUCCUGAUUUUCUAACAACUGGACGAACUGGCAGAAGGAAUGCAUUACCUGAUAUACUAGGUGAACACAAAUUAACGUCCACAGCUGACUUGCCUGACCGAUUACAAGCACUCACAACAAAUGAGGGAACUGAGACGAGUAAUAUGCAGCCAUCAACUAGUAGUGAUUCAGACAUGAUAAAAACACAAAAUGCAACGUGUUGAAUGACUGAAUGACAUUUACAACUAUAUCUACUACUACUACAUGUUCCGAAGGUAAAAUGAAACAAAAUAAACACGUCUAGAUUGGCUAGAUGUUGUAGCCUCAAA